Molecule: messenger RNA, 2464 nt
Organism: Colletes gigas
Lineage: Eukaryota; Metazoa; Arthropoda; Insecta; Hymenoptera; Colletidae
Gene: Cln7
Product: major facilitator superfamily domain-containing protein 8
Exons: 11
Coding region: 869-2464 (531 amino acids)
Biological process (GO): transmembrane transport
Cellular component (GO): lysosomal membrane
Molecular function (GO): transmembrane transporter activity
Source: RefSeq, a predicted model, not a curated record
UCCCUUUGCAUACACGUAUAGACUAUAUGCGUAUAAAAUAUAUUUGCCAAAUAAGAUAAUCAGUUAUUAUUCUGUAGACCUGAAGCACGAGUCUGUUUUGCUUUGUUAGAUACGAUUAAGUUUGAUAGAAUGAAAAUGAAACGUUUUACGAGUUGAUAACAAUUAGUGAGAUGUGUAUCCUAUUUUCAAGAAAAAUUGCUAGACAGUUAAAAACAACUUUGGCCAAAGUACGACUAAUAGAUGCAUGCGAGUGAAUUGAAAAGCAUAUACUUCGCGAUUACAAUCCAUGUCAAUCAAAGAUCCAUUUACAUUUAAUUGCCCGCCAAUUUAAUAUGCGUUUCAUAUUGCCAGCACGAUUUAAUUUAUGACGAUCUGUCGCGGUUGAGUUUAGUAAACACUCAUGGUGCACUUGUGUGACUGCUAUAAUCAGAUGGCAUGCGUGUGCGGGGAUUUUUAAAGGAAUUUAUCACAAGUAAAAUGCUGCAUUAUUGAUAAAUUUUACUCGCAGUAUAUCUGACACGUUCGACUGUACGUGGUUGAGUAAUUGUGGCGAAAGAAAUGUUUUUGUAGUGUAAUUGUUUGUAGGAAAGAGCAGAUUCAUAAACGUUAAUGUGCAUCUUUCUCUUAUAAAAAAGAAGCGAAACAAACAAAUACAUAUUUCUAAUUAAAGUGAUAAAAAGAUACUCUGAACGUAGUUCACUUAUUUGUUAUGAUAUAAGAAUUACUAUAAUACAGAAUUUAUAGCGUUGCUGCUAGAAUAAACUAAUAUUAAUACAACGUCAAAAUAUAUAAUUGCAAUAAAAAAUUUGUAAUUAUAUAAAGAAAAUAUAGUUGUUUACUUUAGAUAAAUUUUCUAUUAUAAUCUUUAAUGGAUUGGUAUAGGAAAUUUCAUAACAAAAGAUCCAUUGUUUUUACGGAUGAUGACUUAGAAACUGUUGCAGAGAGAAAAGAACGAUGGAGAAGCAUCUAUGUGAUCUACUUUACUAUGUUUCUGAUGUCUCUUGGGUUCAGUAUUGUAGUCACUGGAAUAUACCCAUAUCUUGACAAGUUGGAUAAUAAAGCAGGCAAAGAAUUCAUGGGAUACGUAGUUGCAGCUAAUCCUUUGGCACAAAUGUUAUUUUCACCUGUGAUAGGAUGGUGGGGAGACAAAAGAGGAUCGAUUAGAGUACCCCUUUUAGUAACAUUAGCUCUCUUUGUAUUCGCGUCAGGACUUUAUAGCAUUCUUGAAAUUUUACCAGGCGAUCAAAAAAUGUUUAUGUUUGCUGCUAGAUUCUUAGUUGGAGUUAGUUCAGCAAAUAUUGCAGUGGCACGGUCUUACCUCUCUGCAGCUACAAAAUUUGUAGAAAGAACGCAUGCAGUUUCUAUGGUAUCUCUCGCACAGGUACUAGGAUUUGUGGUAGGUCCUGGAUUACAAGCAGCAGUUACACCUCUUGGAGAGAAUGGUUUUUAUGUUAUGAAUUUGCCUGUUAAUAUGUAUAGUAUGACUGGUUGGAUAAAUGUUGUAAUGGGAGUUCUAAAUAUUGUUUUAUUUCUUCCAUGGAAUUUCAAGGAACGUAGGAUUGCUUUACGCGACGCUAUGCAAAAUGAAGGAAAAGCGACAGAAGAAGAGACGUUGAAGUCUGUAAAACCUGAUUAUGUAGCAUCUUGGACAUUAAUUUGUGCUUUUUUUGUCUUGACAUUUAAUUUCCUUCUUCUUGAAGCACUUGGUACUCCUUUAACUAUGGAGCAGUUUGCUUGGUCGAAAAAAGAAGCUUUGUAUUAUAUGGGUCUGUUGAUGAGUAUUGGUGGUAUUGUUUCUUCUAUCGUAUUUUGCAUAAUCAGUCCUUUAUGUAAAAGGUUCAAUGAACGUAAGGUGAUGAUGUGGGGUGGUUUUCUAUUUAUGCUAAUUGGCAAUAUAAUGUUCAUCCCGUGGGGCCCUGAUCCUCCACAAAUUGCUUAUGUAGACACGUCUAGUAACCGUACAAAAGAUACCAAUGCUACAGAAAUGUUAGGAUGUCCAAGUACUCAAGAAUGGUGUUCAUAUACACCUCAACUCACGGUCACGCAAUUUUUCAUUGGUUUCGGGUUCAUCACUAUUGGUUAUCCGUUAGGCAUAACUUUGAUACAAACUAUCUUUUGUAAGGUAUUAGGACCACGGCCACAAGGUGUAUGGAUGGGUUUUAUGACAGGUGCUGGAUGCGCAUCUCGUGGCUUAGGUCCAGUAUUUAUUACUAUGAUUUAUACACGUUUGGGAACAUAUUAUACGUUUGGUACUACCGGCUCAAUGUUAAUAUUAUGUAUGUUGUGGUUGCAAAUCGUGAACAAGCGUUUAGUUCCUCUACAAGCAAUUGCUUCAAAAGAUGAAGUAAAUCCCGAUGUUGAAAUUCCGUUGGUUCAUCGUCUAUCUAAUAACGCUCAAGAGUUAAACGAUGUACAAAAAAUAGAACUACAGAAUGUGAUAAAGUCUAACGAUAACCACAUUUGA